Oppiella nova is the source of this 195-nucleotide messenger RNA. Lineage: Eukaryota; Metazoa; Arthropoda; Arachnida; Sarcoptiformes; Oppiidae. The record is from the annotation of a GenBank genome assembly.
CCGUACAACCUGAGCGACUUCACGGAGAUUACAUCAGCCAAACCCCUACACGACCAGCCCUUGCCAUUCCGACUGCCAUUCUUUGGCUUCUGGUAUCACUAUAUUUGGAUCCAAAGGGACGGCUACCUGGCCUUCAAUAAGGGUUUACUGUCGUACAAGUUUCCCGUGAAGUUCCCGUUCGUACCCAAGGAUAAC